UCCAGAAUGAGGUGCUUUGUGUUGCUCCUGGCUGUCCUUGCCAUCUCUCAGAGCCAUGCGCUCACCAGGAUCCCUCUGCACAAAGGGAAGUCUCUGAGGAACACCCUGAAGGAGCGUGGGCUGCUGGAGGGCUUCCUGAGGACGCACCAGUCUGAGUUCAGUGAGAAGGGCUUCGGCAGCGGCAUCGUGGCCAGUGAGCCUCUGACCAACUACCUGGAUAGUGAGUACUUCGGAACGAUCUACAUCGGGACACCGCCCCAGGAGUUCACGGUGGUGUUUGACACAGGCUCCUCAGAGCUCUGGGUGCCCUCUGUCUACUGUAACAGCAGAGUCUGCAAAAAACACCACCGCUUUGACCCGUCCAAGUCCUUCACCUUCCAGAACCUGAGCAAGCCCCUGUUUGUCCAGUACGGCACUGGGAGAGUACAGGGUUUCCUGGGCUACGACACUGUCACAGUCUCUGACAUUACAGUUACCCACCAGACUGUGGGCCUGAGUACCCAGGAGCCAGGUGACAUCUUCGUCUUCUCUCCAUUCGAUGGCAUCCUGGGGCUGUCCUACCCUUCUCUUGCCUCCAAGUAUUCAGUGCCCAUAUUUGACAACAUGAUGAACAGGCACCUGGUCGCCGAAGACCUGUUCUCUGUCUACAUGAACAGGAAUGACCAGGGGAGCAUGCUCACGCUGGGAGCCAUCGAUCAGUCCUACUUCGUAGGCUCGCUGCACUGGGUGCCUGUGACCGUGCAGGGAUAUUGGCAGUUCACAGUGGACAGGAUCACCAUCAAUGAUGUAGUGGUGGCUUGUCAAGGUGGCUGCCCUGCCGUUCUGGACACAGGCACUGCCCUGCUGGCGGGCCCUGGCGGCGACAUCCUCAACAUCCAACAGGCCAUUGGGGCUGUGCAGGGCCUGUAUGGCCUGUUUAAAGUCAACUGCUGGCGUUUGGGGAUGAUGCCCACAAUUGUCUUUGAGAUCCACGGCAGGAUGUUUCCACUGCCACCCUCGGCCUAUAUCAACCAGGAACCGGGCUCCUGCACCAGUGGUUUCAAGUUUGGUUCCCAGAUGUGGAUCCUAGGGGACGUUUUUAUCCGGGAGUUCUACAGUGUUUUCGACAGGGCCAACAAUCGUAUUGGGUUGGCCAAGGCUAUCUGAUUAUACAACUACACCAGAUUGUGUUUUACACACACACAC
Molecule: messenger RNA, 1185 nt
Organism: Alexandromys fortis (reed vole)
Lineage: Eukaryota; Metazoa; Chordata; Mammalia; Rodentia; Cricetidae
Product: chymosin-like
Exons: 9
Coding region: 7-1146 (379 amino acids)
Biological process (GO): proteolysis
Molecular function (GO): aspartic-type endopeptidase activity
Source: RefSeq, a predicted model, not a curated record